UAGUUUCAUUUCCUAUGUGUAACAAUCGUGAAAACCUAAGAACUCGAUAUUUACCUAAUUACUCCCUUGGCAGUCACAAAAGAGCUUCGUCACUCAUUCAAAGUCACGAUAACUGCGUACCGCCGAGUGUAACGCCAACGGAACAAGCGCUCAGAGGGAUGUCGCAAGCACGCCUGAAAAGUUUAAAGAAAGAAUCUGGAGGGGGAAACACUGCGAGGAUCCCACUACACAAUCAGCAACCCGGAACGUCGUAUGCCGUUCAUCGAAGCGCGCAAUGCAACUUUUCAAGGCAGCGGGCCGCGAGAGGAGGCGCGGGCUAUGUGCUCAGUCAGGACUCAGGAGGUCAACGCUACCGCCAACGCUACUAUCACAAGGAGAUUGCACGGUGUUGUUACGUCUCGAGAGCUUCAUAGUGCGAUCCAGCGGCUGGAGGUGGUAAUCUUCGGACAGAUGCAGCAACUCUGGCAGAGCCUAGACGCGCUGCGGGCACAGCUGUCUACUGGCCAUAGCGCCAAGUACCCUGAUCGCCGAUCUGUUGUCCUCCAGUUCAAACCCGAUAUGGGCUAAUGGUCCAUUUACACGAAGCCAAUAGAGGAGACAUUCCACAAAACAAAGCCAUUAAGCCAAUCCAGUGAAAAGUACGAAAAUCGCAACGUCCAUCUACAUUACAGCCAGUAUUACAAUAAGUUUAUUUUUAAUACAGUUGCUCAAAACGUGGUAUUUUUCGAACUACAAAUCAUGCCGAAAGUUGGAUUUUUCGCACUAGUGCUCCACUUUUCUUUUUUUUUAAAUUAAC
Molecule: messenger RNA, 796 nt
Organism: Hyposmocoma kahamanoa
Lineage: Eukaryota; Metazoa; Arthropoda; Insecta; Lepidoptera; Cosmopterigidae
Exons: 4
Coding region: 15-413 (132 amino acids)
Source: RefSeq, a predicted model, not a curated record